GCAACACUAUUAAUCCUUAUCCACUUAUCAACGGUGUUCACAAAGAGAAUAGUCACACUUCGAGUGUACAGCGCUCUUUACAACCAUCUUCACAAACAUCAAACUCGCAAGGCGGCAACCAAACUCCAAAAAUUCCUCAAAUGUCUCAUUCACCUUCAGUUCGAAAAAAAGGUGUUAAUGACUUUGAAUUCGGUAAAACUCUUGGCGAAGGCUCUUACUCUACUGUUAUGUUCGCGAUAGACCGCUCUUCAAGGCGUGAAUAUGCCAUAAAAAUUCUUGAAAAAAGGCAUAUUAUAAGAGAGAAAAAAGUUAAAUAUGUUAACAUUGAGAAAAAUACCCUUAAUAAAAUGAAUCAUCCAGGAAUUGUUCGUCUUUAUUAUACCUUUCAAGAUCAAAAUAGUUUAUAUUUCGUUUUAGAUCAUGCUAAAAAUGGUGAAUUACUCGCAUUCAUAAAGAAGCUUGGCUCUUUUGAUCUGAAUUGCACGAGAUUUUAUGCUGCGCAAAUAGUAUCAGCCAUCGAAUAUAUGCAUUCUCAGGGUGUGAUCCACAGAGAUUUAAAACCAGAAAACAUAUUAUUAGACGAAAAAAUGCACGUUAAGGUUACCGACUUUGGUACGGCAAAAAUAUUAGAGUCUAACGAAGAUGGUGAAGACGAACGUGCAAAUUCCUUUGUCGGUACUGCAGAGUACGUCAGUCCUGAAUUAUUGAAAGAGAAGUCUGCCUGUAAAAGCUCAGAUUUUUGGGCGUUAGGUUGUAUUAUAUAUCAAUUAAUCGCUGGACGUCCACCGUUUAAAGGAAACAAUGAAUAUCUGACUUUUCAGAGAAUUGUCAAGCUUGAAUAUACAUUUCCUGAAGGAUUCCCUCCGGUAGCAAAAGAUUUGGUUCAAAAAUUAUUGGUAUUAAACCCAUCUGAGCGUCUGGGUUCUGGGGGUAAAGCAGGUGUUGAAAAAUUGAAAAGGCAUCCGUUUUUCGAGGGCGUGGAUUGGGACAAUAUAUGGAACACACCCGCACCACGUCUACUUCCGUACCUCCCCCCAAAUCCUCAACACAAUAAGGAAGAACUUCGUACAUCUAGCAAAACAUAUUUACGAAAGCUUUCCGAUCAUAGUGGAGAUAACAAUAGUAGCCCAGUUGCUACAGGCCUUAAACAAAAUGAUCCUUUUAGGUUAGAAAGUUGGGCAGGCGGUGAUGAUGGAUCGGUUAAGGUAGAUCCUGAAAAAGCAAAGAAACUUGAAGAACAAAAACGAUCUUCUGCACAAUGGAUUCCAUUCUUGCUCAAAUCUGAGCUUAUAAUCCGCGCAGGACCUAUUAGCAAACGCAAAGGCCUUUUCUCUAAAAAACGUUUACUAAUUUUAACGGAUUUUCCUAGAUUAAUCUACGUUGAUCAAGAAAAAAUGGAACAGAAGGGUGAAAUAUAUUGGAGUUCCAGGAUGGUAGUCGAGUUGAAGACUAAAAAGACUUUUUUUGUUCAUACG
Molecule: messenger RNA, 1475 nt
Organism: Racocetra persica
Lineage: Eukaryota; Fungi; Glomeromycota; Glomeromycetes; Diversisporales; Gigasporaceae
Source: the annotation of a GenBank genome assembly